Messenger RNA from Nerophis lumbriciformis (worm pipefish), 669 nucleotides. NCBI's taxonomy places the organism in Eukaryota, Metazoa, Chordata, Actinopteri, Syngnathiformes, Syngnathidae. The record is from RefSeq and is a predicted model, not a curated record.
AUGUCGUUGUUCGGGAAGAUAUUUGGCGGAGGAGGCAAAGGGGGCAAGGGACCUAGCCCUCAGGAGGCUAUCCAGAAACUCCGCGAAACCGAGGAGAUGCUAACCAAGAAGCAGGAAUUUUUAGAGAAAAAAAUUGAGCAAGAACUGCAAAUCGCUAAGAAAAACGGCACGAAAAACAAAAGAGCGGCUCUCCAGGCUUUGAAAAGAAAGAAGCGCUACGAGAAACAGCUGGGCCAAAUCGAUGGCACGUUGUCCACCAUCGAGUUCCAGAGAGAAGCUCUUGAGAACGCCAACACCAACACUGAAGUGCUGAAGAAUCUGGGUUUUGCUGCAAAGGCCAUGAAGUCUGCUCACGAAAACAUGGAUAUUGACAAGGUGGACGACUUGAUGCAGGACAUAACCGAGCAGCAAGAGUUGGCCCAAGAAAUCUCCGACGCCAUUUCCAAACCUGUUGGAUUUGGAGAAGAUUUGGAUGAGGAUGAGCUUCUUGCUGAACUGGAGGAGUUGGAACAAGAAGAGCUGGAUAAAAAUCUGCUGGACGUCGGAGCGGAGAACGUCCCCCUUCCCAACGUGCCUUCUACAUCAUUACCUUCAAGACCUGCUGCAAAGAAAGAGGAUGACGAGGAUGACAUGGGCGACCUGAAGCGCUGGGGAAUGGAAGCCAUGUAA